Molecule: messenger RNA, 2917 nt
Organism: Maniola jurtina (meadow brown)
Lineage: Eukaryota; Metazoa; Arthropoda; Insecta; Lepidoptera; Nymphalidae
Product: TWiK family of potassium channels protein 7-like
Exons: 8
Coding region: 389-1582 (397 amino acids)
Biological process (GO): stabilization of membrane potential; potassium ion transmembrane transport
Cellular component (GO): membrane
Molecular function (GO): potassium ion leak channel activity
Source: RefSeq, a predicted model, not a curated record
AGUAAAUUCAGUUUGUUGUGGACUGUGGCCGGGAAUGGACGUUCCUGAACCCGGUUAUAUUUGUCAUUCUUCGAAAGUUACAUCGAAACCCGACAACAGAAUAUUGUGAAUUAAAAAUAGGUACUUACGAGUACUUUACCUUUUGUUGCCGCUCGUCAAAAUAUGUCAUUGCAACACAAUAGUGUUAUUCAAUAUUUAUUAUUUGCAUAGGUGCACAGUAAUCCCGAAGUUUUAUCAAGAGCCUCGCAUCUAAGUUAUCGAAGAAAGUUACGUACUAACAUAAGUAAAUAAAAUGGGAAGUAUUUCGAUAAAUAAAUAUGUAUAGAAUACACAGUUCGCACACAUGAUUUUAUAGUUAAAUAGGUAAUUUAAAUAAUUAAACUUCGAGAUGUGUAAGGGAGUAAAGGGUGUUAAUUGGGAGACUGAAACGCUUAUGGGAUCACCACCCCCAGUGUCAAAAUGGGAGCAAUUUGUUCCCCGUGCCGCCCUGUCGCAUGUCGGCCUUUUUGUGGCAUUGAUGUUGUACACUGCUGGAGGAGGAUUGGUAUUUCGAGCUCUUGAAUAUCCAGCAGAACUGGCAAAACAGGAAUACCUUAGAGAUCGGCUUCUUACGGAAAGGUGGAAUCUCAUACGAGUAGUAGCUGAUUAUAAUAUAAAUGGCACUGAAGAUGUAAGCUUGGAAAAAGUUCUUAGUGAUCAGCUAGCUGUUUAUGAGAAAGUGCUAGAAGACGCAUCUGGAGGCGGAAUAGCUUUCGACAUAGAGAAGAACUUCCCCCCACUGGAAGAGAAAUGGAGUAUAUUGCAAGCUGUAUUCUUCUCUUCGACCGUGCUCACCACAAUAGGAUAUGGCAAUAUAGUACCGGAAACAUUCUGGGGGAGAUUAUUUUGUAUCGCAUACGCCCUUAUUGGGAUCCCAUUAACGCUGACAGUGAUAGCAGAUCUUGGGCGAGCGUUUGCAACAGUUGUGUCUAUUGUGGCUAAGCACUUGCCAACGAUGCCGAAAUGGUGUAACCGACUAUCGGAAAAAAAUCCAGCGGGUCAGAGAUCUUUGUACGCGUUUUGGGCUGUCGGCUUCUUGUUCGUCUACUUGUCGGCCGGGGCAGGCCUCUUCAAGAUGUGGGAGGACGAUUGGACGUUUUAUGACGGAUUCUAUUUCUGUUUUAUCACUAUGACUACCAUCGGAUUUGGGGAUCUUGUUCCAAAAAGACCAAAAUACAUGCUACUCUGCACUUUAUACAUUUUAAUCGGGCUAGCACUAACUUCGACCAUUAUCGAGCUAGUUCGUAGACAGUACGCCAGAUCUUGGCAGCAGCUGCGAGCGCUCUCCGGUCCACUGGCAGACACAUUAAGGAGGCUAGGCGACGCCGGGCGUGGAGUCGACGUGUCUGCGCUGCAUAACGACCUCAGGAAGGUCUUAACUGUCGUCACCAUGCCUAGACUAGGUCGGGAUGGUCUUGGUGAAAAACGCCAGCUGGAAUGGGAAGCAGCUGUUGAAGCGGUUAUCAGAGACAUUACUAGCCCUAUAUCAUCGCAACCAAAGCCGCCUAUAGUUCAAAUUGUUAUAUACGAGUCUUCUGUGUAAUUUUAUGUUAGUUUUAAAUUUUGUGAAUUCUUCCUGUCUGUCUGCGGUGGUGUUUGUCAACUUUGCCAGUUUGAUCUUCAUUGUAAGCUCAUAUAAAAAUUAUAUAUUUGCCUAGUCAAAAUGUUUGCAUCGCCCGCCAUUUUCAAGAUAAUGUGUUACUAUGAUGAAUAUAGGUACAUACAAAAUAUACUAUGUAUUUGUAAUAUACAAAAGUGUGAACGCAAAUAUGCCUGUCACGGCACACCGGAUAGGCCAGUCAACUGGGCGGUUUUUGUAGAUUGAUUUAUGAUACUUUGAUGUUUCAAAUUUCACUGAAAGAUGGGUUUGGCUAAUGGCUACAGUUUGCUAAAGAAAUUUUACGUUUUAAUUUUGCCUACAUCUACACUACACUGUUGUAUUAGAAAAUUAUCAUGAAUGAAAAAUCAAUAUACCUUGUAGCCCUCAGCUUUACGUCGUUGCAAAAAAGCUGCUAGGAAUUUUGCGUGCCUCAUAAGUGCACAACAAACUGAAAGUUUCAUUUCUUUCGCAUACUAGGUUACAUAUAUAGGUACACUUUACAUGCAUUGAUGUCGAAAUGGUUCCACGCAUUUUCUUACAUUAUCUUACUCAUAUUCUAUUUAUAACGAAAACAUCUCCAUAAGUGAAUAUUUGUUUCCUUGAAUUCAUAAAAAUGAGAAGCUGUUCUUGAAAAGAAACACUUAGGUCUGAAUGUUGAUUGUAAAUAAGUAGUAAAUACUCAAUAAGCUUUAUUUUUAUGAUAUUAUUCAUUGCUAAGAAGCUAAAAUAGCAUAAGAGGCUAAUAAGUAAUCGAUAAGCAUCAUCAGUAGGUACUAUCACCUAUCUUCGUUCUUGCUAGCGUUCUAAUUUCACCCAGUAUUUCUUUUCGUAACUGCCUAAAAAUUUCAACAGCUAAGCAUAAUGGCGAAACAAUUUUUGUGUUUGAUAUCUUAACUUUCUUAUAAGAUCGUAUCAAUGCGUCGUAUCGCUAUAGAGUCGGUAUUCCGCGUGACAAAACGGCAUUAGGUAGGUCUUAUCGCUUAAGGUCACAAUAAAAGGCUAGAGAAAAUAGGGAAAUUAUAAAAAUUCUGUAACCUUUGUCCUGAGAUUAGUCGUUUGUUAGGAAUCGUCCUAUUAUUUUGAAAAUAGGUACCUACCUAAAAAUUCUUGCGAAAGUUCAGUAUAAUGUUUGAAAAGACAUAUUAUAUAAUAUAUAUAUUUCAUUAUUGUAAUAAGCAUGUAUUGUGAAUGUGGUUAUGUAAAUAUUGAUUUUAUUUAUAAAAGAAUGAAUGUUUCUUAGAAUUGCAAGAAAUGCUAAUAAAUAAUUUGAGUUUUGUA